Exophiala bonariae is the source of this 1038-nucleotide messenger RNA. RefSeq lists its product as uncharacterized. The record is from RefSeq and is a predicted model, not a curated record. The transcript has a single exon. NCBI's taxonomy places the organism in Eukaryota, Fungi, Ascomycota, Eurotiomycetes, Chaetothyriales, Herpotrichiellaceae. The coding region runs from base 1 to 1038 and encodes 345 amino acids.
AUGUCGGCUGGUGGUGUGAAUAAUCAAGAUUCCAAGCUGAGGUCUGCGUCAGAUGAUGUUGAUAAUGACCGGGAAACCACAACGACAAGGCGAUACCCGAGACGUAAUCGCAAAGAAGUACUAACAACGAGCAAUAAAACUUCUACAGCGUCCGUAUCUAUCAUUCACAAGGCCUCUCACAAGCGCAAAGCCGUGUCGCCAAAGCCGCCUGGAUCAAAGUCCGAAUUAGGCACGAUGGACUCAUCUUUCAAAGAAGAGAGACAAGUCAAAACAAGUAGAAAAGCACCGAGAAAGCAAUCUGGAAGUGACCGAGGUAUACGAAUUACUGACAAACAUAUCCUCUUUUGGGGCAGUGUGUUGUCGAACUGGAACUUGGGAUCAACGUUUCCGGGCAGCAGACUCGUGGAACUACUCAUUCCGCGUCUGGUUGAGCAUGGAGUCGAGCAUCCACGUCGGACUUCUGUCAGUACUAAAUUGCUCGAGCACCAUAACUUUGUCUGCGGUGAACAGGCCAUGAUGGCUUGCAAAGCCUGGUUGUUUGAAAAAGGCCCAGUGCUGGAACAGGACGUUGAGGAAUUGCAACUCACCGACCCGAGUUCCUUCUUCGACGUUUUCCAAGACCCGGCAGCUUUCUCGGAUGUCAGCCUGCCCAGGAAUCUUGGAAGUGCAAGCGAUCUUCUGGCGAAAGCACGUAAGACGUACUUGUGGCAGAUUCUCCUCAACUCCAGUCCUCGCCACCAGAAAGGCUUGGGACGCAAAAUCCCAAACUUUUCACCUGACAUAUGGAGCACUUCAUGUGUCCCCAUCGUGGUCAGUGUAUGUAUCGCUCGUGCUGAAUGCGAAGAUGAGCUCAAGAAGCUGUACCGUCAUGUUGGAGAUCGGAAAUUCGUUGAAGGCUCUCCAAUGGAUCGCAUCUGGGGUGUGGGAUUGAGAUGGGAUAAUCCACUCGCAGACGCGGAAGAAAAUUGGAAGGGAACGAAUUUAUUGGGCAAGUGUCAUGACCAGGCGGCUGCGUUUUCUAACACUGGAGACUUUUGA